UUUAGAUGUGUCACAGUCGAGAGGAAGCAGCUGGAGGAGCAGCAGCAUUAGCAGCCGGAGACGUUUCGCACCAGCCGGAGGGGGAGAAAAGAGGCGAGUUGGUGCAUCUCUUAACUGUUCAUUCAGCCCUUCCACCCCGCCGCCAAUUUAUUUAUUUUUUGCUUUAUCCUGUGAAGGGGCAGCUCUGUUAGAAAUGCAGAAUCCUAAGAUGCAGCCGAAGAAAUGCGAAUCCCCUUGGUUGAAGCAGGGCAGAGUUACCUGCCGAGAUUGCUCGGUAGGUCAAUAUUGCAACUGUAGAGCUGAGCCUGAGAGAGAAGUAGCGUGUCUAACGCUGACUGGUGAAUUCAAGCUGUAGGUGUGGCAAAGCAAACACCACACGAUCCUUAAAGAUGGUGCGGAUUUUGGCCAACGGCGACAUUGUACAAGACGAUGACCCUCGAGUGCAGCAGAGCACUCAGAACAGGGGGAACUCUUCCCGGCCGGGUUUUUUCAACAUGAACGCAGGCCCUGCUCCACAACAACACUACCGCCAACAGCAGCAGCAGCAGCCUCAGGAUGCAGCAAGGCCAGGGGAGCGCUCACUGCUUUCAGACAUCAACCAACAGUUGGUGAACAUGGGCUUCCUCACGUGGAACCUUGGAAACCAGGUGGUGGAGCCAGUCAUGUCCAUCUUGCUGCUGCUCCUUCUCAUGAUGGUCGGCGUGCGUGGCCUACUCUUGGUGGGCCUCAUCUACGUUGUCUCUCACUUAAGCCAGCGAUGACAGGAACUUCUCUACAAGCCAUGAAUGCUGCUUGGUGGAUGGAGAGCCACAUUUCCUUGUCCAGUGUGUGAGUGCAUGUUAGAGUGUGUGUGUGGGGGGGGGGUCGAAUGUGUCCCUGUUGUGUGUAUGCGUGCCCAUAUGGGCUCCCGCCCUCAAAAUGUUAUGUAAAUAGAUUUUGUAGGGAACAGAAAUGAGCUGUGGGGGGAAGCAGUAUAUGGAGUGCGAGUUUGUGAGGGUACAGUUUCUUCCACUCCAGUUGGCUUUUUCUUGUUGUGCUGCUCAGGUGUAGCAGUUGGGUGUAGAGGCAAUCUCAGGGUUGUUGGUUGAAGCUUAGUUUUUUGAUGAAGGGGUGAAAAGGCAGCAGGUGGAUCUCUCAAUUGUUCUCUCAACAAAAACACUUAAUGAACCUCGUAUGUAAAAGGCGGUGUUAUGAGAUGACUAAGUAGGCAUUGUUUAUUGCCCUUAGAGAGGAGGUAGUUAACAUGAUAAUUGAGAAGGUUUAAAUCAAAGGUGGGAAAUGUGUGGUCCUUCAGGUUCAGAUGGACUACAGCUCCCACAAUCCCUAGCUAUUGGCCAUGCAGUCUGGGACUGAUUUGAGGUGGCAUCUGGCAACAUCUGGAGUGCACCAGGUCGUACAAGGCUGCAUUACACUCAUAACCUGGGAGUCGUAAAAUGGAUUGGGUUUGGUUUGGCAUUCUUGGUCACAAUCCGACCUUGAGCCUUUGCUAUCACUUUUGAGAUGUGUGUCCAGUUCUUUUAAAUAUAGGUAGGUGCUUGAAGGUAGAUGGAAAACCAAGCUUCUUAACAGGGCCGUCUCAAGCAGGUUGGGCGCCCUGGCGCUGAGGCGCGGAGAUCGCCCCGGCGCCCCCGCCCUCGCAGUGCGGCUUCCGCGCAGCUUCACUGCGCAGUGUCCCCCUGCCAGCCCCGCGCCAUCGGGACCACACCUAGAGCCGGGCCUGCUUCUUAACUCAGGUCAGUCAUAGGAUUAAAAUACCAUCUCCAAAUGGAGGGAAGUUUGGGUUUGUGUGGAAAUAAUUGAUCAUGGAACCACACUUUGCAUAGUCGAUGGGAGGAGGCCGCUCUGUAGCUAAUCAGUGUACAUGGGGAAGGGCAAUUCUGAGAAUUCUUUUCCAUGUUGGGAGCUGUACAUGUGGCCCCUGUACUUUGUGUUGCCGCAUACACAGUCCCCAUGCUGGAGGCAACAGUGCUGAUGAAUGGUUGCCUCUGUGUGAGUGCUGGCUCCUGGGGUGCUCACUUGGGGUCUGCCUUAAGCACAAAACCAUCCAUUGUCUCAUAAUGUGUGUGUGGUUUGUGUGUGUUGCAAUGGGGGGGCCUUACUAAGUGAGUGUGCAGUGGGCAUGUGACACGUGGUUCUCACGUCUGUUAAUUAACGUGAAUGGACAUUUCUGCAUCCUUGAAGUAUGACCUGGUGGGAGAACUACCCACCCACCCACCCACACUUUUUCCCCUGCUAGUGGUGGCCUCCUCUUGAAAACAGGAGUGGAGGAGUCAAAUCCAAGCAAAGGAAAGCUUUGUAACCACCUCCCUCAACUCUUUGUAAUACUAUUUGUAAACUGUUCCUUAAUACACAUCUUUUGUUCCUUUCCAAA
Messenger RNA from Zootoca vivipara (common lizard), 2371 nucleotides. The record is from RefSeq and is a predicted model, not a curated record. Lineage: Eukaryota; Metazoa; Chordata; Lepidosauria; Squamata; Lacertidae.